AUACUAACACGUUCUAAAAGUAAUCUGAUCGAGAUAAAAUUGUCUGUAUUAGUUCAGUUUUGUAAUGUGCAAGUUACAAGUAGGUACUGUAACUAAAUCUAUAGGUAUUCGAAUGGAAAUGUUAUCAUUUUUAUCAACCUCCUAGAGUACAGUUAUUCGUUCGAAAUUUAGUUUAAAAAAAUAAAAAAACAUGCGAGUGAUCCGUUCAAAGGAAUCAUUUCUAUCUCGACUUCGUUUGAUUUUGCUCAGUUUCAUUAUCGUUUCUCCAGCUUUAAUUCCUGGCUUCACAUACGGGUAUGCUUCGAUCGCACUGCCUCAACUGCGUUUAAAUUUAUCGGACGCUUCAUGGUUUGGAAGUUUUUCAAUCAUCGGAUGUUUUUUCGGAUCUCUGGCUUCUGGAUACAUUAUUGAUAAGCACGGUAGAAAAGCUUGCCUGGUGGUGAGCAUCAUUCCCAGCGUCAUUGGUUGGUAUUGCCUGUCAAGAGAAUACACUCCAUUUCUAGGAAACACUGGACGUUUUUUGACCGGGUUAACCAGCGGAGCAACGAGUUAUGCCUCGUCGGUAUAUUUAGCAGAAUGCAUCGUAAGGCAUAGGUUAAAAGUUAGAAGCAGCUUUGCAACUUGGAGUGCAGUAGCUAUUACAUUUGGCGUAUGCGUAGUAUACAUUUUGGGAUCGUUUUUACCAUGCGAAACGGUGGCGUUGAUUUUCGCCAUUUUAUCGCUGAUUUUUGGACUUCUACUAGUAGUAUUCAUUCCAGAGAGUCCCAUAUGGUUGUAUCAAAAAGGACGUAUCGGUGAUGCCGAAUAUGCAAUGAAAUACCUCAGACUUUAUACGCUGAUUUCAGAAAUCGAAGAAAAGCCUAAUUUAGCUGGUGAUGUAGAUAAAUCUGCGUAUGCCGACGGUGCAUUAGGAUUAUUGCGAAGGAAAGACGUUUAUAAACCGUUAAUUAUGACAACCACGCUGCUAUGUUUUUCCAUGCUGUCUGGUGGAAUGGUAUUGGUCACGUACAUGGUAGAUACAAUAAAAACAAAAACUAUCGAUUUGGAAAGUGCAUAUCAGUAUGCAAAUCUAUCCGGCGUGUUGCAAUUUCUCAUCUCGGCGUCGAUUGCAUUUAUAUUACCUUAUACUGGAAAUAGGAAACCUACUUUGUUCUCUGGAUUCGGUAUGGCUAUUGGUAUGGCUCUGAUAGCAGUCACAUCCUCGAUCGAAAAUGUAGAAUAUCAACGUGAAAUUGAUAUUGCGCGUGCAAUAUCGGUGAUAUUCUGCAUUAGUAUGUUUAGUUUUGGAUACCUAACGUUGCCAGGAGCACUCCUCGGAGAAGUUUUUCCUGUCGAAGCUCAAGGCUUAGCAAGCAUACCGAGUUUAUUAUCGUUUUUAGUCAACUGUACCACUAUCAAAGCGCAUUUAUGGCUGUAUACCAGUCAUGGAGGAGGAAUUUUUUAUUUUUAUGCCUUCGUAAACGUCAUUGGAACAAUAGUGGUGUAUUUCGUGAUGCCAGAAACUGUUGGUAGGACUUUGGAAGAAAUUAGAAAUGAUUUCCUCUGAUGCAGUGAUUGGUUGCUGGCUGAUAUUACCUAUGUGAUACCCAUCAUUAGAAACGAGAAUUUUGUUUUUUACGAUGAAAGAAACAUUAUGAGACUUAGACCACCACCGACCACGUGAAAGAAUGCACUAACAAACACGUACCUACGGAAAAGGAAAAAAAGAAAUACCUAUAUCAAGUAUUGAAUGAUGUCUUAUGAAACGGUAAUAUUCACAAUAAUAAUAACAUGUAGUGUGGGUGAUUAUUAAGGUGAAUUUAUUUACCUACUUGUAAAAAAUAAAAUAAUUUAUGAUAUAACUAUGAUCUUUUUGAUGAAAUGAAUUUGAGAACUAAACUUGUUAUUAAUUUGUAGUAGGUAGCCUAAUUUAUGCCUGAAUUAAAUUUAGCUACUAGGCUAAA
Molecule: messenger RNA, 1943 nt
Organism: Planococcus citri (citrus mealybug)
Lineage: Eukaryota; Metazoa; Arthropoda; Insecta; Hemiptera; Pseudococcidae
Exons: 3
Coding region: 191-1546 (451 amino acids)
Biological process (GO): transmembrane transport
Cellular component (GO): membrane
Molecular function (GO): transmembrane transporter activity
Source: RefSeq, a predicted model, not a curated record